Messenger RNA from Ustilago hordei, 1167 nucleotides. RefSeq lists its product as uncharacterized. Bases 1 to 1167 code for a protein of 388 amino acids. Lineage: Eukaryota; Fungi; Basidiomycota; Ustilaginomycetes; Ustilaginales; Ustilaginaceae. The transcript has a single exon. The record is from RefSeq and is a predicted model, not a curated record.
AUGGUAGUUACCAGAAGACAAGCCUCCGGAGAUCAACAAAAGUCGCAAGGCUCGGCUGCUGAUACUAAAGGCACCAAGCGCCAGAACAACCAGGUCAAGUCCGAAGAGCCUGAGAAGCAGGAACAAGCCGCCGACGACGAUGACUCCAAAGCUGGCAACACCAAGGCCAAAGACUCGGAAGAACCAGCUCCCAAGAAACCAAAAACCUCAACCGCAAUCAAGAAUUCGGACAUGGACUCUAUCCUCGAAGUCCAGCAAUCCGAGCUCGAAUCUCACUCCGACGCUCUUACCUGGCUCCAUUCCUCUGCUGCUUGGACCCUAUCUCACCCUGACAUUCCUGAUGGCAAAGGCGAAAAGGACACAGCCGAAGAAGGAGGAGAAACUGUCCGGACCCCACCCGAGCCAUACGAGAACAAACGAGCCGGCGCCGAUGCAGAAGGGCAUCUCUCCUUCCCCAACUCCGAUCUUACCGCUUUUCAGACUCUACUUUGUGCAAUUCUGCUCAGCAAGCCCAUCUCUCACCAACUUGGAUUGCGCACAAUCGAGACGCUCCUUAACAAGCCCUACUAUUUUCGCAGUGCUAAAGAUCUCAUCGAUGCAGGAAACGAAGGUCGUCGGGCAGGUCUUUGGGAAGCUAGAACUCGACACAAGGAGAAGACUGCCGUCCAACUCGGUUCGCUUGCUGAAGGAAUCGUUUCCCUCUGCGGCGAAGAUACCGACUCCCAGGACAACUUGCGUCCUAUCCUUGACAAAGCCCUUUCUCAGGCCUCAAACAAAGACGACUCGUUCGAAGUAGCAGAACAAAUCAAAGCAGUCCUCACAAAGGAAAUCAACGGGUUGGGUCCCGGUGGAGUCGAAAUCUUCCUGCGGCGAGUUCAAUCUCAGUGGGGAGCUGUUUUCCCUUUCGCCGACGAUAGAGCUCUUAUUGCUGCGGUCAAGUUCGAUCUGAUCAGUGAAGGGGAUUUGGAGAAGGGUAAGGAACAUGCGACAAAGAAGCUGGCCGAACAGGUGGCUGAGCAUGUGGGCUUCCCAAUUGAGGACGGAAAGAAGGAGGAGGAUGAAGAGGCAGAGUGUGGAAGGUGGUGGUUUGUGAGGACGUUGGAUGUUUUGAUCGGGUUGGACAUCGAGAAGAAGAUUGAUGAAGCUGCUAAGCAGGCCAAGGGUUAG